Pongo pygmaeus (Bornean orangutan) is the source of this 657-nucleotide messenger RNA. Its product is annotated as delta-like protein 3. The record is from RefSeq and is a predicted model, not a curated record. NCBI's taxonomy places the organism in Eukaryota, Metazoa, Chordata, Mammalia, Primates, Hominidae.
GUCUCGGGGCACCGCACUCAGACUGCUGGCGGCGAGGACCCAAGGGCCCUGCGGGGUCAGCGGCGAUGUGCGAGCAGGGUCCUCGGAGCCCCAGGGCCCACCUUUGACAGGCGCUGGAGGAGAACCUGUGCUGGGGGUCCCUGUGCUGGGGGCAUCUCUGUGCUGGAGGUCUCUGUGCUGGGGGGAUCCCUGUACUGGGGGGGUCCCUGUGCCUGGCUGGGGGGCUCUGUGCUGCGGGCCCUGUGCUGGGGGCAUCCCUGUGCUGGGGGGCCCUGUGCUGGGGGGCCCUGUGCUGGGGGAUCCCUGUGCUGGAGGUCUCUGUGCUGGGGGGAUCCCUGUACUGGGGGGUCCCUGUGCUGGGGGCAUCCCUGUGCUGCGGGCCCUGUGCUGGGGGCAUCCCUGUGCGGGGGCAUCCCUGUGCUGGGGGCCCUGUGCUGGGGGGAUCCCUGUGCUGGGGGGCCCUGUGCUGGGGGGGCUCUGUGCUGGAGAGAUCCCUGUGCUGGGGGGCCCUGUGCUGGGGGGGGGCCCUGUGCUGGGGAGAUCCCUGUGCUGGGGGGCUAUUCUGUGCUGUGGGUCUCUGUACUGGGGGCUCUGUGCUACGGGGGGUAUCUGCGCUGGGGGCUCUAUGUGAGAGUGUGGCAGGCCAGGUCUCACUAA